AAUAUGUAAUACAUAACGAGGCUAUCCUGUAUGUUGAGGGUUAGAAUGUGGAAAGGAUUUUGAAAGCAUUUUUUUCCUUAUUAUAAAGGACAAGGUCGUUUGACAACAUCAUCAGAAAUUAUUUGCAGAUAGAGAAGAAUUUAAACAAGAGAUAAGUAAAAAUAGACCGGUUUAAGAAAAUGAACAAGGAUGAUAAUACGUGUCCAAUUUGUAAAGAAGAUCUAAUAACUAAGAAACCCAAACGAUUACCAUGUAAUCUAUCUCAUGUAUUUUGUAGAGAUUGCCUAAUUAAUUUAGAGAAAUAUUUACAAUUAAAAACUGGUGAUAAAUUCCCUUGUCCUAUUUGUAAAACCUACUCAAAAUGGCCAAGAGGUGGUGUUGACUCUUUCUCAGAUAUCGUCAUUUUCGACAAUACAAAUCAAAUUGAAAAUGUUGAAGAUAUCUACGUUGAAAGAAUUCAACAAGAGAAUUUUGCAGAUGAAUUCAAGAGAAUCUUAUUAACAGAAAUUAAUAAUUCAGAAGAAUUGAAAAGAAGUGAAUUGAAUAAAUUAGAUAAUAAGAUAAAUAUUCUUAAAGCAUCUAUUAAUAAGAAACAAGCUAUUUUGAAAGAUGAGUUGGAGAUUUUCUAUUCUCAGAAACAGUCAAAAUUAAGAGAGAUGAUGAGGGAGUGUGAAUUUUUGAAACAAAUUCCACCAUUAUCCGGAGGAAGGAUUAGUUGUAUCUUCAGAGAAAAAUACGAUUCUAUUAAGGAAGAAUUAACAGAGUUAAGAGAGAAAAUAGUAAAAACAGAUGCUAUACUUGUAACUCCCAACGAAGAUGUACAAAUUGGAUCAGUAGUUUUCUCUCAUUCUGAUCAAUCUCGCGACAAAAGAGAGAUUUUCGUCGAAGGUUACCUAAGUAAAAUUAGAUCAUUUAAUGGGGCGAUCUUUGCCUUUUCAUCAACGAAAGAUACAAUAAGUUGGACAAAUAUUGAAACUGGAGAAAAUAUGUCGUGGUCAAUGAAGCAAAAUAGUGGAUUUUUAGAUCAAGAAAUAUGCCUAGGUGGAGAUGGAUUAAUCUAUUUAUAUCAUGGUACAAAUUUUGAAUCUUCGAGAAUUUUUACGAUAGAUUCUCAUUUUAAAGAAGCUAGAAAAGAAAAAAAAGUUAAAGCUUACGUUCGUCUAACAGAUCCCCAGUACAUAACCUUUUCAAAUGUUCUAUUUUUUAUGACGGAUUCAUUAUUUAUUAUGUAUGAUAAAGCUCAAAAAUUAUUGGCAAAUAUGGAUUUAAAAAAAUCAAUUAUCGAUUUAAAAGUUAUAAAAAACAAGGUUUUCUUUCUACUUUCGAAUGGUAAAAUAAAGAAAGUUGAAAAUGGAAGUUUAAUUGAUUUAAAAAUAACAAAAAUUGAUGGAAAUUUUUCAAUAAUUGACGAUAUAAUUCCAAAAUUGAGGGAUGAUGAUAAAUUUUUACUUUUUGAUGAUAGUUUUAUAUAUAUGGUUACUGAAAAUUCAAAAAAAACAACUGCUUAUUGCCAAAAGCAUUUAUUUACAAAUGAUCGUAUAAAAGGAUAUAAAAUUGGAAUAAAUAAGGUCAUUUUUGCUGUUGUUAGCAAUAGAAUUAAAGAUAAGAUUACAAUGAAAUAUUUUGAUUUUUAGUAUAUUUUUUUUUAUGUUCUCUUUGGUUUUUAAAAAGCUGGAUAACAUAAAUUUCUCUUUUUAAUUUUUUUAUGUUAUUACAAAAAUAGAAGCUAAUAAACAAUAUUUUUCAAGAAAUCUAUCUCUCUCUCUCUCUCUCUCUCUCUUACCUAUUUUUCUGCGCUAAUAUCUUUAUUAUAGGAUUAGAAAAGCUACAGCUCAAAGGGAUAUUCUUAUUAUUUAUGCUAAUUUUAAACAAACUGAUCUGCUGUUAAAUGUAAAUUGAUACUUAACUCUGCUCAUUAUUUCUUCGACAGAGGAUUGAUUUUCAACAUCAUUCAGUAGUGUAGUAGAAGAAUGAUUUUGAAAAUAUUUUACUUUCUUUCAAUUAUAAUUAUAACUCAAAAUCUCUUUGUUGGAAGUAAUGAUUGUCCUCCACAAAGUGUAGAUAAACUCGAUUUUAAAACUAAACAUUUACGAGAAGACGACAACACAGUAACUUUGCUGAUUGAAGCUAAACAUCAAAAUUCUACCGCACCUAUUGUUUUUCCGAAUACAGUACAAUUUAAAAACAUUAAAAACAUGUUUUAUAUAUUUAGUUACGCAUGUUCAAUAAAUGGAUAUGAUGACAUAUUGCACUAUGGCCUUAUGUAUAGAGUGAAAAUAGAGAAUGGGCAAAAUGCAAUAGAAAAAGUAAAACAAGAACAGAGAUCACAUUGGCAGUUAAGUGUUUUAAAACCAACAAACUAUGUAAAUUGUUUAUAUUAUAGAUACAAAAAAAACCCUUAGACAUUUCUGUAACUAUUUAUAGUUUUCUAUCAUAAUAACUUCGGCAAGAACGAUCGGUCUUUAGUAUAUGCUCGAUUCAAUAGAAAAUCUUUUCAUUUUUGUCAAAAUAAAACAACUAAUAUCAAAGAGUUGUGUAAACUUUCAUACGAACGUUCAC
Molecule: messenger RNA, 2559 nt
Organism: Dimorphilus gyrociliatus
Lineage: Eukaryota; Metazoa; Annelida; Polychaeta; Dinophilidae
Source: the annotation of a GenBank genome assembly